Molecule: messenger RNA, 13364 nt
Organism: Spirodela intermedia
Lineage: Eukaryota; Viridiplantae; Streptophyta; Magnoliopsida; Alismatales; Araceae
Source: the annotation of a GenBank genome assembly
AUGAAGCUGGCCUCGAAGCAGGGCUCGGGUCCCCAGCAACAGCAGCAUGUGCCGCCGAACAAUUACACCAGCCGCAACCCCGUGUCCAGGGUGGAGCGGCUGCUCCGGGAAAGAGAACUAAGGAGAUCCAACCGGGUCGUCCACCACGACGACGAGGACAACGACAGCGUUAUCUCAGAGAACGAGCAGAGGGCCGGCGCUGGCGGCGAGUGGGUCAACGCCGAUGAGGAUGAGCUCUUGGAUGCGGCCGUUGCGGCGGUGAGGGCGUCCAGUGAGAAGCGUGAAGCGCAGGGCGGACGGCCUCUGAAGCAGCGGCUGCUUGUGGUGGCGAACCGGUUGCCAGUCUCUGCAGUCAGACGAGGCGAGGAUUCCUGGUCGCUGGAAAUCAGCGCCGGCGGGCUCGUCAGCGCUCUUCUUGGUGAGUGAGAAACACGCAAUUGUUGUUUCUUCUUCAAGCAGUUCAGGCUUUCGCACUUGAGAACGAAGGAAAGGUGGACUGGUUGCUGGCAUAUUUCUCUCAACCUUUUGACAUCUAGAUUGCCCAUGCUUUCUACCUGGUUUCUGGGUUUUCUUUCAGCAUCCCAUCCAAAAAAAAAAAAACUGAAAAUUCAGUCUUAGCCCUGUCAAGGUAAUGUGCCCUUUGUUUGAUUUUGCUGAACGGCGUGUUGCACUUGACGAGGUUUAACACCGCAAGCUCAAAGAUCAUCGCUAACCGAACAAAUCCUUUCCUAGGUGUGGAGUUCGAAGCUAAAUGGAUAGGAUGGGCAGGUGUGAAUGUUCCCGACGAGACCGGGCAGAGAGCACUGACGAAGGCAUUGGCUGAGAAGGUUUCUGCGGACCCAAGUCUUCAUCUUUCAAGUAUUGCUGUUCCAUCUUUCUCGUGACGCAGCUCUGAUAGAAACCUUAAACAAGGAUUUUUUUUUUUUUUUAAAGUUAAUUUUUAGCUGUAUCUGUUCGGUGAUUCGUUUUUUGUUUUAAGCAGAGGUGCAUCCCAGUGUUUCUUGACGAAGAGAUAGUUCAUCAGUACUACAAUGGUUACUCCAACAACAUAUUGUGGCCACUAUUUCAUUACCUUGGGCUCCCUCAGGAGGAUCGAUUGGCAACAACGCGCAGCUUCCAGUCUCAGUUUGAUGCCUACAAGAAGGCGAACCAGAUGUUCGCCGAUGUGGUGAACCAGUACUACGAAGAGGGAGACGUAGUGUGGUGCCACGACUACCAUCUUAUGUAUCUUCCGAAAUACCUCAAGGACUAUGACAGCAAAAUGAAAGUUGGAUGGUUCCUUCAUACUCCCUUUCCCUCCUCAGAAAUUCACAGGACACUCCCGUCACGAUCAGAGUUGCUGAGAUCUGUUCUUGCAGCUGAUUUAGUUGGGUGAGAAAGAAGAUUCCAUUCUGAGUUAUUUAUAUGGAUUUUCUUUGACUAAUUAUUUGAGUGGUUCCUUUCUUCUUUUGACAAGCAAUGGAAUUAUGAGAUUUAUGAGCCUCGUUUUCAUCUGUCUAUGUACGACCAAUAUCUGAAUAAUUUUAAUAUUAUUGUGGCAAAGUGUGAGAAAUUGGUGAAAGCAAGAGGAUGAAACUGACUGACUUUCAAAUGAGCCUGGAGGCAAACAUGAAUUAUGUAUUGGGGCCCCAUCUGGAAUUGUAAACGAUGAAAACUGCUUUAAAAGAAUCAUGCAUAAAUCCUGAUUCCAAAUGGUACAGAAUUGUCGUUUUUGAUCUGGAAACUUGAAUUGAUGUGUACGAUGAACAUUGUCUUUAGAAAUGGUUUCUUGAACUAAUGUAGAUAGUACCUUAUAACUUUCUUAGCCAACGUUGCAUUCAGUUAUAGUGUGAGAAGAAUACGUUCAAUUGGAUAUUUAAGGUUAAAGUCGCUUCCAAAAUCCUCUUCAUUUCGGAAAAGAUUUUAGAAUGAACUUGUGCUAUUUUAGUUUGAUUAAGGCUCGUGCAAUUCGAUACUAUCAUAAAAUAAUUUACUGGUUGACUUCUUAUUUGGUGCUCAGUAUUAUUUUCAUUCAAGUGCACAAGAUUUAUGCUACUGGUUUGUUUUCUAGUUGAUCUGAUGGGCUUCACCCUUUUGCAACUCUCUUAAUAGGAUGAAAAAAGCUUUUUAUUAUAUCGUUAUAUAAACAUUCUUAGAAGAACCAAUUAGCAAAAUUUCUCAACAUUUUUUGCACCAGGACCCACCAUAAUGGAAACCAAAAAGAAAUCUUUCGACAUUUGUUUGGGGGGCUUUGACUACUGUAAUGUUUUCUACUUGGUGGUUGGGGUCACAUUAUCUGUUCCUCUGAGCAUGAUUAAAGUGAAGACGCAUGGUGACACGAUUUGCCCAUGGAUGAUUAGUCCACUUAUUUUCGCGUGAAAAUUUCUUCAUUGACCUGACUAUGAUCUGUGUAAGUCGUUCUCUCGGCUAUCAUUCGCAUUAUCUGUGAUAUCUCUUGUAAAGAAACUCAUCCUACCCAGGUUACAGACUUUUGAAAAGCAACUUGCGUAGCUUAUAGAAUUAAUCACUCUUUGCACUGAAACAUUACUCUGAGAAUUAUGUAACCAAUUACAUUGUGGCUCCGAAUACAUUUCUUGUGGAUUUCUUGUCGUGUAAAAUUGUGUUUGAUCAUCAGACACUCAAAACGAAAAAAAACAAAGAAUUCUCAUGUCAUGAAAUCUUUUUAUACGACCCUCUGCCUAGUCUUCACUUGGCUAAUUGUGUAGUUACUGUUGGCUGUAUUCCAAGUUGUGUCUGGUGAGCUUUUCUCCUUUUUUGCACAGCGAGAAGUUUGUUAUAUUGUUUUUCUCAUACUAUGCGUUCCUUGGUGUGACUCGAAUAAUUGAGGUAUAUGUAAAUGAUUUCCAGAUUUCACACAUAUGACUAUGCAAGACACUUUGUCAGUGCUUGCACAAGGAUUCUUGGAUUUGAAGGCACUCCUGAAGGGGUGGAAGAUCAAGGGAAGCUUACUCGAGUUGCUGCUGUAAGAUUUGAGCUUUGAUUUUGUAUAUUAUUCAUCGAUAUGAUCAUCAUAGUUCGAAAAUAAUUGUGAAACGCCGUAUAGCAAUGAAAGUCCAACACCUGGCACGGCGAGAUCUAAUUCUCCUGCGGAAUUUUGUGCUAUAAUAGGCCCCCAGUUAGUUUUGCACAACGUUAGUAACCUUGACAUUUUCUUGUUAACUUGUAAAAUCUGGUCCCCGAAAAUUUAGGAAUGCCUGUUAAAUUGCUCUCCUAGCGUUUUUCAGUAAAUGUGAUUCAAGUGUUACGUUAAUUUACAAUAUUUCAGCUUAUUUCCUAAGUCUGUGAUUAAAUCAUUUUAUUUUAUGCUCUCAUUUUUUUUCAUCAUUCAUUCUAUCUCAGUUUCCUAUUGGGAUAGAUUCUGAUCGGUUUACCCGAGCUCUCGAGCUUCCACAAGUUCGAAAUCAUAUAAAAGACUUGAAGGAAAGAUUUUCUGGGCGAAAGGUCUGGACUCCUCUUCUUUACCUUGCUAUUUUACUUCUGGUCAAUUUUCACACCGUUCAUAUUAAAAAUCUCCAAUAUUUUGUCUUUAAAUGUCCACUGAAAUCUGUUUGUACCAUACUUGGAAGGCAGAAGAUUAGAAAACUUCUUGAUGUUGAUCCUCGUUUUAUUUCUAUAAAUGCAACCUAUUUUACAAAUGAAAGACUGCAGGGUUUGUGAUGUCAAAUAUCACGCAGUAUAUCCUACUGUUCAUUUAGUUCUAUCAACAGUACCGUUAGUUUUGGGGCUUACAAUAUGCCAUGUUGUCAUUACAAGACCGAGAAGGUGAUAUAUGUGGUCUUACUUGAAGACCAGGAUGAAUAUUGACAAAAUAUCUGAAGUACUACCUACUGAAAGAAUAUGAUGGUUGAUACUAUAUCUUUGUUGAUUUUAGGAAAAUGAAGCAUCCCUCACAGAGAAAUAAGGGAUAUUAACUGUUAUGCUUACCAUUUUAUUAGCUCCAACAUAUGUAGGUUGGAAAAUCUACUCACACGAGGCAUUGAAGAUGCCUUUUGGACACCAAGAGCACUAUUUGUGGCUAACCUGAGGUUGACAGUAAUUAUUUUUUUAAUCAUGAUUUACCCUAAUUUCAGGGGUAUUCGUUAUCCAGAUAGUUUCUUCUUCAAUUAUCAUGUUAUUGAGUGAGCUGAAUGCCCGAGUGAAAUUUGGAUUAAGAUUUUAUUUCAUAUCUGCUUCAUGUGUUUAGUUGGACUGUGAAUACGAGCCUUCAGAAAAUGUGCUACGACUUCCCAGUUAGACAAUCUAUUCAAGAGAACACCAACUAUUAUACUAUUGUGUUCGAUAUUCAUGACAAUCUAUUAUUGUCUAUAUCUUCACUCUGGCUCAGUGGAUUUUAUUGUGUCAUUUUUUUUCUUGACUCAUCCUACUCCCUUUUCUGUCAAAGAGCACGACAUAUGAAGGAAUUCUCAGCGUCCACUUCCAUCUAAAAUUAUAGUAUUCAUUAUAUUUACCAGCUCUUAUUGGCAUAGCUUGCAUCCUAUCUCUCUUUGUGGACUCUAAUCUCUGGUUUGUUGGCUUCUUUCCAUUCUUUCUGUACUUUUGGAACCUCACAAUGUGGCUACUGCUGCAAUCGAAUAAUGCUUGUUUUCUAUCUGUCAAGCCUUGAAAAGGGAUGAUUUGGCACAAAUGAAAUGCGUUAUUAUCUAGCUUUACUGUUGUGGUUUGCAAUCAUUCAUUAUAAGUUUAGGUUAUGUUCUAGAGUUCAUAUUAUCUAGGUUAUGUUCUUCUCUAGGUCCUUAAAAGAUGUUCUCGCUUUAGUUGAGAUCUAUUUUAUUUCUCAGUGAUUGAUUGGAAUCCAUACUAGCUUAAAAUUUCAGUCAAUUAUUGGUCUUUUUUUCCAUUAGGUGAUGUUGGGUGUGGAUCGGCUUGACAUGAUUAAAGGAAUACCGCAGAAGAUCUUGGCCUUUGAGAAGUUCCUUGAGGAAAACCCUGCUUGGCGUGAUAAAGUCGUUCUGUUGCAAAUAGCCGUACCUACAAGAACGGAUGUUCCUGAAUGUAUUCCUCCUCACACUUUUUUCUAUGAAUAGAUUUUUUAAACCUGCUCAUCAUGGAAGCAACGUGUCUCAUGCAAUAAUUCUAGAUUCAAAUUUUUCAAUCUGGUGCUUAGAUUAGUAUCUUCUCAACUUAAUUGUUUACAGUUUUCUGACACCUCGUAACAUACAGAGAGAUGUAUCCAGAAAACAAUUCAAAAUGUUUGGAUAGGUUUUCUUCUUAGCUGAAUUGAUUGGGGUUAACUUACACCAGCCUUCAUACAGAAAGUUAUCCGUUUAGCAAUUUGGUCUGUCAGUUUUACAGUCCACCCUUUUGAAACAAGUAGAUGGCCUUCGUGUGCAUACAUACAUACAUACAUACAUAAUAGACGUACAUAUAGGUCCAAAACAGUAAGCAUAUUUGACUGAUUUAAGUUUGGAAAUGUUCAGAAGACUAGCUGUGGAUAGGUAACUGAAACUUAUAGCGCACUACAAAUGUUACAAUAAAAUGUACGAAAUCGGGUGGAAUUUAACUUUGCGGUUCACGGUUCCAAGCAUUGUGUUUCAGACGUUCAUGGAUGCCCCCUCAAAGUUUUAGCCCGUGUAUUCUGUAGCUUCUUGUGCCCAUGCUUCACAAGGACUUUAAUUAAAUAAGUCUUCCUUAUCACUCCCUCGUUACUGUGAUAUCAUUGUACACAUUCUUUUCCUCGAUCAUUUAGAAUUCAUUUUAGUUAACACAUCAGAUCUGAAUGGAAAUUUUAUGAAAAAGCUAAUUUUUAUUUUAUUUUAUUAGUUAAUGGAGUGCCUUUAAAUCGAUCUGUGCUCAUCAGCUUCUGUAGAAGUCUGUCUCCCCCCUCCAACAAUUCUGACUCUCAAUUACUUCCUUAUCGCAAGUUUGCUUUGAAACACCUUUUUGCAUCCAAAGUUGUUUUUGGUUUCUCAUUAACCAAGACUCUUGAUUCUUACCAUAGAGUGGGGUAGGUUUAUCCAUUUUUGAGACAACUUUUACCUUUGUAUUCCGUAUUUCAUUUUUCUGAUGAUUAUUUAAAUUUAAAUAUUUCAUUUUCAACUAUUGUUUCGUAUCAUAAAUUGUAUAUCAAUACUUUUUCUGAAACUUACCUAUAUGAUAUAGGCCCAGUAAUGCUACAGAAGAGUUAGAUUUGAUAUUGUCAAAAUGUUUGUCUAGAAAACUGGGCUUUUCUAUGAUCUCAGCCUUUUUCUGAUGAAUGGCCAUCAGAGCGUAUUACUAUCUGAAAAAUCGUAAAUGCUUUAUUGUUUCUGUUCAGAGAAAACAGGUAUGCUUAACUUCCGCAGUUAUUGCUGUCAUGGUGGUGUAACUGAGGGGGCUUAACCAAGAGAAUGCUGUGUCGCAAGGAUCCUACACCGUCAAGCAAUAUUUCCAUCCAUAUGCAAGUAGGAGAAUUACUAGUCAUUGAGAGUAUAAUUGUUUUUUAGAGACAAUUUUUUAGUCAGCUCCAGAAAAGAUAUCAAUUGACGGAAGAACUUUUACACAAAAUGAACUGACUCCUGAAAUCCUAGUGAGUAGUUCGAAUCAAUAGGGGUAUUUCCCAGUGCAAGAAUACUCAGGUCUGGUAUUUAUAUUUCUAUGGACAAAGAAGAUUAACGGGCUUGACAUGAUGGUUAUUAUCAUCUAAAAUUUUCCAGUCUGAAUCAGCAUUAGUCUUUUUGUUUACUCGAAACAAGGUCUGAAGAAACUAGUCAAUCCCAAUUGGAAUCAGCCAUCGCCAAAAGUUUUGGAGGGAAUUCGAUUUCCAAUAUUGUCGUUGUUCCUAGCUGAUUCCUUGUUGACCUAAUCCUAAUCUGGAUAAGAUCAGACCCAACGAUCAACCUCAAUUGAUUCCCUGAUGUAAUGCAUAGAGAACAUAAAAUUGAGUUAAUAAUAAAAUGGCUCUGCGAUCUAGUUGUUUAAUCAUAUGGACUAUAGUUGUGGGACCUACAGUUCUUCUAUCUAGACUAUUAUCCGUUUCUGUUUCUGAUUUCUAAACGAAACUAUUUUCUCAUAUGAGAUAAAUAGGUGUUUUGGCUCGUUUUUUGAGCUUUUACUGGAGAUGUCGACACUCUUAUGUCCAGAAACACAGACACUUGUGUAUAUAUAUAUUAUAUAUAUAUGCCAUGUAUAAUUCAACAGUUUAUCAUGUAUUGUGCAUUGCUUUCUAUUGAAUCUUGCUAUCAAGGCGGGUUCAGUUACUCCUAUAGACGAACAUUCAUUGAAUAUUGCUGUUGUUCAGUUUCCCUUUAGUUCAAUUUUUUUCCUUUUUCUUACUUUUUGAAUUUUUUUGACAGAUCAAAAGCUCACUAGCCAGGUUCAUGAAAUUGUUGGACGUAUAAAUGGCCGUUUUGGUACCCUCACUGCCGUUCCUAUACAUCACCUGGUCUGCAUUUUUUACUGCCCUCUUUUGCUCUGAUCUAUUCAGUGUUGAAUUUCUUUUACUAGUUGGCAUACUGAAGACUCUUGAAUCAUCGGGAUGAUAUUCUCCUGAGCUUUGUUGCCUUUCUUAUUCAGGACGGCUUUAGUUGUGUAUCAAGUUGUAUGCUUUAUUAAUUCGUCGUCAUUUAGUUCAUUCUUAUAUUUCAUAUUAGUCGUAUUUGAGAAAUAAAUGAAACUGUUGCAUAAACUUCAUGAUAACUGAUCGAUAACUACUUGUCUGUUUUAUCUUUAAAAGAUGGAUGGAUUGUGUAUAUAAAAAAAUUCAAAGAAGAUAUUAUGAGGGAUAGUGAUUCAGAUGAUCAUCACAACUAUAAUCGGGCGAUGAGAGAGAAAAGUAUCUAGAAUGUAAGAUUAGGCAGUAUCAGAAUUUGGAACCACAUGGUCGCUCGGCUGAGCUGUAUAGAGUAAAUGAAGAUGCAAUCACUGUAUACGAUAUAUGAAGGGAAUAUAGAAAUGAAACAACAUUUACAAAAAAAUUAGUUUUUGGAAAAUAGUUGGGACGAGUUCUCUCCGAGCAUGUGUAGGAAACCCUUGUCCAUUGAGGAACAUGUGGCGGUCUCUAUCAAACGUGUUGGUUCCUUGACCAGUGGAAAGGCUGGGUGUGGAAUAGCAUGAAAAAUGGCGAACCAGUAUAUCAUCUUAUUCAUUUUACACUGUAUAUUGGUGAUUGUAUUCCUUGGAUUGCAAGGUAAUCACUGAUAAAUAUAUGUCAUGAUGGGCAAUCUCUGAGCAUUUACUUGAACAUUGUUGAUAUUUUUAAAACUUCCAUAGAUAAAAUCUGCGAAGAAAGUUUCAUUGGAGUCAAAAGAUAGUACGAACCAAGGACUCUGGCUCUGCAUGAUGUAUAAAGCAUACAGAGGAAUUUAUUCAGAAUGCAUGCAUUUACUUUAUAUGGAUCCAAUUCCUGUUGUCUACCUUCCACUGAUGAAUCUUAGAUUAUUGUAUGUUUGAAUGCCUUUGAAAUAUUAAAUCUUUGCAUAGGAAUUCAUUUCUUUCGUAAUCUAGAUCAUUUUAUUAUAGCGUUGGGAAGUCUAAGGGAAAGGUCGUAACUACAAUUUGUUUAUCUCAAUCCUCAUUCUCGCAUAUUUUAUUUAGGGAAGUCUAAGGGAUCUGUUCCUCGUUAAUUUCUGUUUUCCAAAUGUAGACCUUUCUCAAGUUUAUUUUAUUUUAUUUUAUUUUAUUUUAUUGCAGGACCGUUCUCUUGAUUUUCAUGCAUUAUGUGCGCUAUAUGCAAUCACAGGUACAUCGUUUAUCUCGCAUUACAUCUAGAUAUUUCUUUAUGCUUCGAUUUACUCGUGUAUUGCAGUCCACUAGUUCUUAUGUAUGUUCUUUUUCAUAAAUCAGUGAGAAAUGUGUAGUCUGUGUCACCCUCUGAAGGAAAUUACGUCUUUCUGGCAGAGCUAAGCAAUUCUGUGCUCCUGCUGUAGUCCUCCAAAUAAGUGGCUGCUUUAAAUAUGCAACUGGCUGUUUUAGGUGUCAUUGUGUCUAAACAUGUGCAUAUUUCUUGAGGGAAAGGAGGAGGGCAUCUCAGAAUACGAUCCCUCCAUAGGGAAACAAUACGAAAAACAUCAAUAACCGUGACAUCUGUUAUAUAUAUUUUCCCCUUGGUUUAUUAUAGUUUACUAUGUCAUAUUUUUUAAUUCUACAGUCUUCCCUAUCUCUAUUGUUGUUGUUCUCCAUCUAAAUUGAUUUUUUUUUCAACUUUAUGAUUUUGAUGUUUGUCUGUUUAGAUGUGGCUAUUGUGACAUCAUUACGAGAUGGAAUGAAUCUUGUCAGCUAUGAAUUUGUCGCAUGCCAGGAGGAAAAGAAAGGGGUUCUUAUUCUCAGUGAGGUAAGAAAAAGAUGACCCUGUUGAUUUCUAUCAGCCUGUUGUUUCUUUUACAAUGACAGAUAAAACCCAUAUAUUUGGAGCGUGAUGAUGUCAGAUGUGAAUGCCCUUCUAGAUUUGAACUUUUUUUUUUUUUUCUAUCUUUAGCCCAUGCUUGCUCUUAUUUCUGUUGCUGAUGGUAAUAUUUACUGUUCUCGAUGAAACUUUACUCUGUUUCUAGUGUAUAGGGUAUGGAGUCUCAAAACAUGUUUAUCAUUGAUCAAUAAGAAGCUUACGCAGUGUUGUUCUUAGUUUGCUGGAGCAGCUCAGUCUCUUGGAGCUGGAGCACUUCUCGUAAACCCAUGGAAUAUCACGGAAGUUGCUAACUCAAUCGGCUACGCAUUGAAUAUGCCCGCUGACGAGAGAGAGAAGAGGCAUCGACAUAACUUUGCUCAUGUCACUACCCACACUGCUCAAGAUUGGGCAGAGACUUUUGUAAGGUACAUUUUUAAGUUCAAGUUCUGAACUUGCAUGCCCACAUCUCCAUUCUCCACUCUUUGAGAAGCAUAAUGGACUGCGUUAUUAUUAUUAAAUUACUGCAAGCUAUUGGAAGAAAAUUGUCAUUUUUUUCUGGCAUUAUUACAAACCAAAAGAAAGGAAGCAGAUGAACUUUGGCAUUUACAAGCAUAAGAUGGCUUAUCAAUAUGUUGGCCAUAAUUAGAUUAAGGAAACAUCAUAAACGAAUCUGAUACUGCCUCUUGGUCUUUUCCUUCAUCUGACGUUCACACAUAUCUUGUCUCCACAUUUCCCAGUCUCAAAUUGAUAUCACCUUAUAGGCAUCUAAAAAGGGUCAAUGUUCAUAUCAUAUGUAUCUACAUUUUAAGUAGUGAACCAUGUGUUCAUAGUCAUCACAUUAUCCAAGUCGGUGUAUGUCGGUACCUGAAAGAACCAUGUCACAUAUGGAUAGAAUUGGGACUGUAAUUUUUCUUUUCAUAACAAUCAUUUCAACAUGUUAUUUUUCACUUCUUUAGCUUGCAUUUUGGUGGACCUCUAGUGUACCACUCACUAGUCGGUGGUAUGGGAGACUGAUUAGGGUGGUGCAAGAUGGUCGAAGUCGUGCUUAGUUCGCAGACUAUCCUUGAUAUCCAAGUGUCUUCUUCCAACAAGGCUUGAGAAAGAAGACCAGAUCUGGAUUGGAUGACCGAAUUAGUUAGGGUUUGCCUAGAAAAGGUGGGCUGAAUUGGGAGUUUAUACACGGGCCAUUGAAGGUUGGGUGAACGCUAAUGUCAUGCAGCUGAUUACAGUAGUCUGCGCUACCUUUUUCUCAUGGCACGCUAUGGAGAAUUUUGAUAUCAGCGAAUGGGCACAUCUUUGUCUAAGGCAUCUAAGAACAAUGGAUUUCAUUUUAACUGAUUAUCUCAUUUAUUAAAUGAUUAGCACUUUGGAGUCUCCCACCGUGAGGUUUUUUUUUUUCCAGAAACAUGAACACAUUUUUUUUUUCCAUAAAUGUACAUUAAUGUCCCGUUCAGCCUCUUCCAAGAACAUUUUCACCCGCUUCCAUAAAGAAACCUAUUUGCUCAUUUCAUCACAUCCGGAACAUUUCAAGAGAAAACGGGAUCUUCUACAUUCCUAAAUGAUGAAUUCUAGUUUUUUUUUUCAAUGUUUUCUCUCACUUAAACAGGUUCUGGCACAACGAGUGCAGAAACAAUUUACUUUUGCUGCAAAGAACUAUUUGUGAAGUACAUUACCUAAUCAUCUGAUGCCGUUGUCUGCCGUCAUCCUCAUAUCAUACCUAAUCAUUAGAGCAACGACUAUACUGUGUGUGGUGUACGUAUUUACAUAAGCUGGCAAGCUGUGGGAUGUAACCAAUGAUAAGCUGUUCAGUUUAGUCCUCCCCUCCAUUGAUGAGUUCAAAAAAAUUUCGAAUGUUUUACUUUAUUUGAUUUUAUUUUGUGCUCUCAUCAUUUACUUUGCCUGUAGCGAACUUAAUGACACUAUUGUUGAAGCUCAACUAAGGACAAGACAAGUCCCACCUUUCCUUCCGACGAAAAUCGCUGUUGAACGUUAUUUGCAGUCCAGGAACCGAUUGCUUAUCUUGGUAUCUCCCUCUUCAUGCAUCACCAGCUUUUUAGUUGGACAGAGAAAAUAACAAUAUAGCUAUUUUCUCUUUCUGUUGCAUGUUGCCGCAGAUACUUUUCGUUCUGACUGUUAACGCAUAGGUAGUAGGUUCUUGAACGAAGUUUUCCUAGUCGACGUUGUAUCAUAUACUUGUGGUGCGCUCUCAAUGACAUGGUCAGUGCUGCAUGCGGAAUAGAGAUUUUGGUCUCUGCUGUUACCUCUCUGGAUCAGCUCGCCGUCCUUUUUGCUCCAUCUCGCAAUCUGCUGUCAUGUAUGAUGACCUUGAUCUUCACGUUGUCACGUAAUUAAUCUGCUCUGGCUUUCUCUGCGAUGUCGCCAUCUCAUCCGCAUCUGAGCCCUUGUUUCUGUGGUGUUGGGGCUUGAUUGUGUCGCUUUAUAUGUUGGUCCGUGGCGGAAAUCAAUUUAUCCGAUUCUUUCUUUAAAUGAUGAUCAUAUCAACUCCGGUCGUCCAAUUGCAGGGUUUCAAUGCUACGUUGACGGAGCCCGUGGAGACUCCCGGCAGAAGGGGCGGCGACCAGAUUAAGGAAAUGGAGCUCAAAUUGCAUCCCGAGCUGAAAGACCCUCUGAGCGCUCUCUGCAAUGAUCCGAAGACCACCGUCGUGGUCGUCAGCGGUAGCGACAGAAGCGUCCUCGACGACGUAUGGAUUCUUGCCGUUUCCUCGUGAUCGCAUCGGUCUGUAACAGUUAUCGGGAAGGCAAUUCCAGGGCCUGAUUGCUUUAAUGUCUUCUUCUCUGCUCAGAAUUUCGGAGAAUACAACAUGUGGCUGGCUGCCGAGAACGGAAUGUUCCUGCGCCUGACCAAGGGGGAAUGGAUGACGACCAUGCCAGAGCACCUGAACAUGGAUUGGGUCGAGAGCGUGAAGGUACCCCUCCUCUAUGCCUCUCUGCUCUGCUCGCACUGUCGCAUCCCGCAUUGAUCACACCCCAUCGCCUCCUUCCUGCUCCAGCAUGUUUUUGAGUAUUUCACUGAGAGAACCCCAAGAUCCCACUUCGAGCAACGCGAUACGUCGCUCGUCUGGAACUACAAGUACGCAGGUAUCCCCCCCCCCCCUCCUUCCCUCUCAAAAUCCUACCUUUUCUUCGCUUUCCCGUCAUGAAGACUCGAGCGAGCUGCUUCACUUGUCCCAUGCACAGAUGUGGAGUUUGGAAGGCUUCAAGCGAGAGACAUGCUGCAGCACUUGUGGACUGGACCAAUCUCUAACGCCGCCGUCGACGUUGUCCAGGGCAGCCGGUCCGUCGAGGUUCGCGCCGUCGGCGUCACGAAGGUGCGGGAGGUUACAUGCCGACGCCUCCAAAUCACGGCGGCGGCGCUUCUCGUUCAUUCCUAUAGCUCACCACUCACUGCCGUCGCAAUGGAUUCAAGAUGGGCUGAUGAGAUUCUCUCUCUCCUGUUCCUUCGCAGGGCGCGGCGAUUGAUCGCAUUCUAGGAGAGAUCGUCCACAGCAAAUGCAUGGUGACGCCGAUUGACUACGUUUUAUGCAUCGGGCAUUUCCUCGGGAAGGUGAUCCUCCCUCUUUCUUGUCCAUGGAUAGGGCUCUUCAUGGGGCAGCUGACUGAUGACAGAGAACCCGUCGUCGUCGCUGUGCUUCAUCAGGACGAAGACAUCUACACGUUCUUCGAGCCGGAGCUCCCGGCCGAGCCCCUGAACUCGUCAAGGACGAAGGCAGCGGAGAUGGGCAAGUCGUCGGCAACGGAGCGGAAGACCUCGAAGCUGUCGAGCGUGAGGAACAGCCUGAGGACAAGCCAUGGGCGAGCGCAGAAGGUCUCGGUUGGGUCGGAGAGGAAAACGACGAUCAACUACUCCUUCGCAGGGUCUCGCUCCCCGCAGGACAAGCUCGCGUGGAACGAGGGAUCGUCCGUUCUGGACCUGAACGGGAACAACUACUUCUCCUGCGCCGUCGGCCGGAAGCGCUCCAAUGCCCGUUACCUCCUCGACUCCGCCGACGACGUGGUGACGUUCCUCCGGGAUCUAGCGGCGGCACCACGAGGUCCUCCCCGUUGA